Messenger RNA from Vitis riparia (riverbank grape), 4705 nucleotides. RefSeq lists its product as uncharacterized. Gene Ontology annotation, molecular function: histone binding. Gene Ontology annotation, biological process: positive regulation of transcription by RNA polymerase II; DNA damage checkpoint signaling. Bases 29 to 3382 code for a protein of 1117 amino acids. Gene Ontology annotation, cellular component: nucleus. NCBI's taxonomy places the organism in Eukaryota, Viridiplantae, Streptophyta, Magnoliopsida, Vitales, Vitaceae. The record is from RefSeq and is a predicted model, not a curated record. The transcript has 14 exons.
CUUCUAUCGUGACUGAAGCGUUCUUUUGAUGGCGGCGUUAGGGCUUCGUCAACCUCAAUUCUCCGAGGAUUUAGCUUGGCUUCCUGCUUGGUUGCAGCAUCCUCCAGCUGACCCAUUCAGUGAGCACACUAAGGAACCUCAAACUCCUUCUGAGCAAGUGGUGAAGGAUCAGGGAUUUCUUCAAUGGAAUAUUGCUGAAGGAGAAGAUGGGAAUUUGUUAUUGAGGGAAGAAGGUAGAUAUAACAGUUGUCAUUUAUUCUUAUCUGGAGAAGACAACUCACCAAUAACCUCUGCACCAGUUUCCGCAAAUGUGCUGCAUUUUUGUCUACAUCUGUCGGCAGAUGGUAAUUCACAGAGCACACCAAGUCCGUUUGCAGAUAUCUCCCAAGAAGUCAGGCCAGAAUCGAAUAAUGUUAUAUUAACUAGACAAGUUGAAACUUUGGCUGCACCAGUAGAGAAGGCCAGUCAAUCCAAGUUGGAACGUACCGCUGGAGUAGUAAAGUUACUGCCUCUAACGUCCAGCCCUACAACAUUGGAGAAUGCUAGCCCUCAAUCUGUCACCAGUAAUAAUGAUAGCAAGAGAAUGUAUGAAGAAAAACCAAGUAUCAGGUGCCUUAAAGUUGCUGAAGUAGAUGAUGCAGUUGAACUCUCUAUUGCAGCAUCUGAAGCAUUGGUCAUACAUGAAUUACUAAAGAGCGAGUCUCCUUCAGAAGCUUUCCCAGCAGCGGCUGUACUUGAGGUUGCCCUUCGGGUUAAGCAAGCACGGUUGGAAAUGUUGGAAGAUUCUGUCCAUCACCCAAUUGAGGAAGUUGAUUUUCUGUCAGAUUUGGUUGACUCUGCUAUGGAAGAUGUAUUUGAAGAUGUUGGGUUAUUUGAUGUUGGCUCUCAUGAUCAGUGUUCAGGUGGUUCAAUUAUGUCUAGAGUUGAAGACACUCCAAUCUCAGGAAAUCAUUGUGGCUUUGAUGAUAAAUCUAAACAUGUGGAUCCUGGGGCUCAGAAUGUUGACUCUGAUGACAUUUCAAUACAAAACCGGCCAGAAGAAAUUUUGGAUGUUGAUAUAGGACUAAGGAACUUACCAUUAGAAUCUCUCUAUUGUGAGGGACAAGAUAAUCUUUCUGAUGAUCCAGCUUUUGGUUUGAAUGCCACAUGUGUUGCAAGCCCCAAUAAUCCCAUGUUGCACCAAUCUGUCCAAGAAAAUGCAAAUAUUAAAGCAUUUGACCAAAUACGGAGGGAAGUUGGCAUGUCCAUGGUGGGUAUAACUUCAUUUCAGCAUCAAGUUGAUGUAGACUCUCCUCCAAUUGCUUGGAAUCCAGUAAAUGGGGAGGGAGAAGGUACUUAUUUGGUUCCAGACAGAUUCAGAAGUCGCUGGUUUGGUGGCUGGACAGGAAAGGAAGUAGGUGCUUCUGUACUCAUGAAACAAGCUAACCCUAAAAGCAUCCCAAAGCUUUUUGUUGGGGAAACAAGUUUUCUAUCAGAAUCUGCAGACGUAGCCCCAGAUGAAAACUCCUUUGUGCCGAAAAAUGAAACAAGCUCCAAGUUAGCUUCACAGUCCAGCAUACCAUUUGAAGGUUUAUGUGACAAAGCUAAUGAGGAAAUACUUCUUUCUCAAGUGCAAUCUUCUAGUUUAUCCUUGGUAGAUCCUCUUUGUUCUGUUGUUCCAUGCAGUAUUUCUUUAGAAAAUGAUGGUUCGGCUAUAGAUCAGAAUCAGAAUGAUAAAGAAGUUGAUGCUGGAAACUGUUUCAGUCCCACAUUAGAAGUUGGGAAGGGGGAUAUGAUGCAAAGGGCUUCAGGUCUCGAUGUUAAUUUUUUUCAUGCAGAAGGGCAAGAUGUACCCAUCAUCGAUGGAAAAGGUUCUGGAGACACCAUUCGAAGGCAGUUAACCUCACUUAAGUCCUAUAGUAGGCUCUUAUCUAGCCAUGGUGCCUUUUCAAAGAGGGUAAACACAUACUGCAACCGUUCAUUCCCAGUAGACUGCAAUUGGAAAUUUCUUUCCUCUAGGCCAAAAAUGGACCAAUUCAGAUCUUUUGGUAAAAGUGAUUCCCCAGGAAUCUUUCCUUGCAUUUCUUCUGGUAGAAGUGAUUUCACAGAACUCCUUCCUUUCACUUCCAUGUCAAAGUAUGCUAUCAGUAGAGAUUAUGAAUAUAAUCAUGAUACUUCUGUUAUAAGGGAUCCAGUCACUUCAUUAACAAAUGAAAAAGGAAAUUGUGAUGAGCCUACAAAUACUGGGCCUUCGCUUCAGGUUCAUAUGCCAAAAAAAGGGAACUCACCUCUUAUUUUAAACCAAAGGAUGCACUACCAGCUUCAGGCCUCUAAACAUUUUAUAAACAAUUCCAGUGGGGAAGAAAAUUCAAAAGGGACUGCAGUACCAGAUAUAAUAGUUGGGAUUCAGCAGAGCGAAAACCUUGAAAUGCCACAACCUGAAUUUCACAAUGUCCACAGUACUCAAGUUCAAAUAAGAAAGCGGGUUCGUUUCUCAGAAGCUAAUGUCCAGCAUCCACAGAACAAGAACGUCCACAACAUACAAACUGCUUAUAAGACUCGUUCAACUUCCAGAGCUUUUAAAAGGUUGAAAAGUUCUAACCCUGGCUUAGACUCUAGAACUCACAAAGUGAAAUGGUAUAUGACAAAUUGCUGCAUCAAUGAGAAAUUGAUAUUUCAAGGUCUAGAGUUCUUGCUCACAGGAUUUUCUAGUUGCAAGGAAAAAGAAAUUGAAGGAUUGAUAAGGAAAUAUGGUGGUAUUGUUCUCCCUGAUAUUCCAUCUCCUUCAAAUUCAAGGAGAAAGAGAAACUCAAACUUUAAUCAAAAGCAUCUUCCCAUCGUUCUAUGUUCAAAGAAGCUUCAAACCACCAAAUUCUUAUAUGGAUGUGCAGUGAAUACCUUCAUGCUUAAAGUUGAUUGGCUUAAUAACUCAGUUGCAGCAGGUUCUGUAUUGCCACCUGGGAAGUACAUGAUUCUGUCAAAUGAAGGUGAUAAAAAACGUAUCAGAAUUGGAAAGCCAAUCCAUCGUGAGAAUCAUAAAUAUAUCUUUGAGAAAGUAGGAAUAAUGCUCCAUGGGAAGCACAGUUUCUGCUCCAAAUUUGCAAAAAUUUUCAGGCACGGAGGAGGCCAGGUGUUUAAAACCCUUCAAUGCUUGGUCCAAAGUCUUGACACUGAAAGCAUUUCUGUGGGAGCUAUUGUUGCUGAGGAUGAGAGUAGGGCAUCACGACACCUACGACUAUGUGCCUCUGAGAGGAAAAUACCCAUGAUGCCAGCUAGCUGGAUCAUAAACAGCUUACACUUAGGAAGGCUCCUUCCUCUCACAGAGAACAAGCAUUCCUCUCCUUUGACCAGGAUCAUGGUUCAGGAGCUUCCUACUUCCAUGGAAUUCAGUGCAGAGAUAUGAAAUUUGCUUCCUUUAUAUCUUGCUACCAGGUAACUGAUUUAGGACAAAGCAUUGUCAAACAAUGUGAUGAUGCUGCAGUACAGAUUUUUUCACUUCCACAAGUCACUCCCUACAGCUAGAUGUAUACACAUCUCGAUGGAGAUCAAGACAAGUGUUUUCAAACUCUCUAUUCACAGUUGUUGAAGAGUAUAGCAGUGAGUGCAGAGAACUGCUCCCAACCCUUCCCACAGAGAAAUUGGGAUGGCACAUAUCUGUAUCAAUACCAAGGCUUUUGGUUCCUAGAAUACUUAAAGAGUAUCAUCUCCUUUCAAAGACACUUCCAAGCAGCAUCCCAAAAUCAGGUGCCACUCCCUCUCAACCAGAGUCCAUUGCUCACUACCAACCCUCGUGAUUGUGCCCUUCUUGGAGGUUGACCUUUAUUUCAUAAAAAAGGAAUGUCCUAAUCUCCAAGACCUUCCUUGCCCAAAAGUUUUUGCAACCCAUACACCCUUUUCAUUGUUGCCAGCAUCCAUUUAGGAUUCCAAGUGUCGAAUUGUUUAUAUAUGUCGAAAUCCAUUGGACAGGUUCACCUCUUUAUGGCAUUUCAUCAACGCCAUUCUAACUCAGUCGUUCGAGCCAACUUCACUAGAGCAUAUGGGUUGGAGAUGUUCUGCCGGGACAUAGAAGAAUGCGGACCCUUCUGGGACCAUGUACUGGAGUAAUGGAAAAUGAGCAUAUAGAGAGACCGGAGAAGGUGCUGUAUCUGAAAUAUGAAGAUUUCGAGGAUAUCAUCACCCACAUGAAAAGGUUAGCACACUCUUUCGGCGUUCCUUCUUCUGAGGAAGAGAAACAAGGAAUGAUAGAGGAAAUAUCAAGGUUGUGUAGUUUUCAGAGCCUUAAAAAUUUGGAGGUGAACAAGUCUGGAAAACGCCCCGGCAUCAUAGCAUUUCAAAAUACUGCCUCACUUCAGGAUAGGCAAGGUGGGAGAUUUGGCCAUCAUGUGAGCCCUUCCAUGGCAGCGCAGAUAACAACUAUCAUGGAAGAAAAACUCAAGAGGCUCUGGUUUAUCCUUCGACAUGACUUGAUAUAUUCAAAAGGAGGACAGUUAAUGGCAAUAGUGCUGCUCCCCCCAGUUUUAUGUCUUACAUCUGUCUAAAUAUCCAUUAGUUUUUUUCAGUUCGUCUGCAUUAUGCACCCUUGUUUCAGGCUUUAAUGUACAGGUUGUAUUAGACUUUAAUGUAUUUGGUUGUAUACAACCAUCAGCAUUCGUUUUCUUGUAGUUGUUUGUGUGUGUGAAAAUGCAGCUAAUAAUAAAGAGUUCAAUAUAUUGGUUGGUUUAAUGUA